CGUCGUAAGCCUAGUGCCAGUCGGCCUAAGGGCCGUUCACGUUUGCCUUGGGACCCUAAACGACCGCCAUCAUCAUCCACCCCCACCUCUAUCUCUUCCACUUGUACGAAUGGAGAUUCUGGACAAGCUAUCGCUCCAAUGGUCGCUGCUCUUAUCUCCUCUUCUCAACUCACUUCGGCCUCCCCUACUUGGAAUUCAGCAUCUUUUCCGAUCAAAGAUUCUGGCAGGAAUUCCGACAUUUAUAUUUCAGCACAGUGUCUGAGUCCUACCCAACCUGGAGUCUCAAAAAAGUCGAACAAUUUUGUCGCAACUGGUCAUACGAUCAGGCCUUUGAACUAG
Molecule: messenger RNA, 339 nt
Organism: Protopolystoma xenopodis
Lineage: Eukaryota; Metazoa; Platyhelminthes; Monogenea; Polystomatidea; Polystomatidae
Source: the annotation of a GenBank genome assembly